AUGGUCUUAUCUGGUUCAAAACCCAAGUUCAUUUUCUCCUCCGUUCUCUUCUUCGUCGCUAUUCUGAGCUCAAACGCACAAAACAACAAUCACGAUGCUUUCCAUAUUGCCAUCACAGUAGACACUAAAACCCACCAGUACUAUGGUUCGUUCCAAACCGGAACUCCUUCACACAAUGUCAACCCGUUGAUUGAUCUCGGAGGAAGCUUGGUCUCGUUAUCCUGCAACACCUCCUCCUCCACGCUCCGUUUUGUCCCAUGCAAGUCCACCAAGUGCAAAGACUUAAAGGGUGUCUGUGGCUCAAACGGCGCUUGCACUUUGUCGUCAUAUAACCCAAUCGACAACUCAAUCUUGUCCGGUAGUCUAAGCGAUGACAUCGUUACCAUUCACAAAACGGAUGGCACGAUGGUUUACGCCGACACAAACUCAACGCACUUGGAUAUCUCAUGCGUAAAGUCAAAGAGUUUUAAUGGGAUACUUGGUCUUGGAAGAACGUCAUUGUCGUUGACCACGCGGCUUUCGUCGGCAUUCAAUAUCAUCCCCAAGCUCGCUCUCUGCUUACCUUCUUCGAACGACAAUGGAUUUGGAGACCUCUUUAUCGGACCCGGGCCGUAUAUGUUCGAGGGUGGUGCGGAUGCAUCCGAUUGGCUCCAGCAAACCGGACUCGUCCGCUCGUCCAAAUCCGAUGAGUACUUCGUGGAUGUAAAAUCCGUUAAGAUCGACAAAAGGAUUGUUCAUAUCGACUCUUCCUUGCUCUCCCUCAAUUCAGAAACGGGAGUUGGCGGGACUAAGAUCACCACCACAGCGCCCUACGGCAUUCUCCAUAGCUCAAUCUACAAGGCUGUCGUUGGCGCUUUCGCAAAGAGCGCUGCGGCUAGGAACAUCACGAGAGUGGCUGCGGUGAAGCCGUUCAACGCGUGCUUUAGCGUCAAGGGCGUGCAUUGGACUGAGUUGGGACCGAGAGUGCCUUUGAUCGCUCUGGAACUAUCUGGGAGAAUGGGAAGCGUGAGUUGGAAGAUCAAUGGUGCCAAUUCGAUGGUGAGAGUAAACAAGAACACACUGUGUUUGGGGUUUGUUGAUGGUGGAUUAAAGGCAAAAACUUCAAUUGUCUUAGGUGGGCUUCAGUUGGAGGACAAUUUUUUGGUGUUUGAUCUAUCGACUUCAAUUCUUGGUUUUAGUUCUUCACUAAAGCCUGGAACCUGCUCACAUUUCAGGAAUUUUUAA
This is a messenger RNA of Humulus lupulus (European hop), 1224 nucleotides long. Its product is annotated as probable aspartic proteinase GIP2. Bases 1 to 1224 code for a protein of 407 amino acids. Gene Ontology annotation, biological process: proteolysis. Gene Ontology annotation, molecular function: aspartic-type endopeptidase activity. NCBI's taxonomy places the organism in Eukaryota, Viridiplantae, Streptophyta, Magnoliopsida, Rosales, Cannabaceae. The transcript has a single exon. The record is from RefSeq and is a predicted model, not a curated record.